Molecule: messenger RNA, 2412 nt
Organism: Chlamydomonas reinhardtii
Lineage: Eukaryota; Viridiplantae; Chlorophyta; Chlorophyceae; Chlamydomonadales; Chlamydomonadaceae
Exons: 1
Coding region: 140-1480 (446 amino acids)
Biological process (GO): translation
Cellular component (GO): mitochondrial small ribosomal subunit; ribosome
Molecular function (GO): structural constituent of ribosome; RNA binding
Source: RefSeq, a predicted model, not a curated record
AUUACUAAGACUAAUGUCACGAUAAUCAAUGUCAAAUUGAUAUAAGCGCAUUUGCACUCUGCAGUUCUUACUCGGCUGUCUACUUGCCGUGCAUUCCAAUCCCAAUGCUAUAGUUAACUGCAUCAAAAUAGUUAUAGAAAUGGUUAGGGGUGGCGUGGCCACAGUAGGGCCCUCGAGCCUUGCCCUCGCUGCCUCCGCGCUGCUGGGCACCUUGCCGCAGCAGACCGCGUCACACAGCGGCGCAUCCCUUUGGGUGUUUGGAUCACGGCAUCUAGCUGCGCCAGCUGCGGCAGGUGGAGCCUCGAAUCAGGAUCGGACACAACCAUCUGCGAAACCAAGUGCAGCGGAACCGGAGCUCAAGCUGAACUUUUCGCUGCGGCCAUCCGUGCUGUCGCCGUUAUUCCCCGCAUGGGAGCAGACGCGGCAGAUAAACCAGCGCCGUGAGCACCUGAUGGCGCUGCUGGACGCGCACCAGCAGCUCGCAGAAGGGCUGCGCAUCACGAAGGACGGUGUUGCCGCGUCCACGGACGGCGCUGACGCGGGCACCACCUCCUCCUUCGCCGCUGGCGGCGUCAGAGCUGGCGUGACCCGCUCCGCCCGGCGCCGUGCGCGCAACCUGCAGCAGGUGGCGUCGCAGCUGCGGGCUUUGCUGGACGCAACCCCGGGCCACCCCCGCGGCGUCACCGGCCUGCCCACCGCCUGCCCCAGCCCCGCCCACGCCGUGGCCUACUGCGGCGCGCUGGAAGCCGCGCUCGCCAGCCCCGACGCAGCGUCGACCGGGGCACGCGACUUUGGCGCCGUGGCUCGCGGCGACGUGUCGCCCUGGACCCACUACGCCAAGCACUUUGCGGGCCGCUACGCCGGCGCGCCGCAGCUGCAGCCCCUGGAGGUCAUCUACUCGCGGCCGGACCCGGCAGAGGUGGUGCGCCAGUUGCGGCGCGCGGCACGCGAGCAGGAGGCUCUGGGCAUCAGCAGCAGCGGCGGUGGCAGCGGCGAGGCGGGCUCGGGCCUGGCCUUCCCCGCCACGUCCACUUCGCCGGAGCCCGCGGGGCCGCACAUUGACCUGACCGGCGUCACGCACGCGCGCGGCAAGCGCAAGGCCAGCGCCGCCAGUGUGCAGCUGGUGCCCGCUGGCGGCGCCGGCAUCACCGUCAACGGUGUGCCGCUGUCGUCGUACUUCCGUGACCCCGCGUGCCGGGAAAAGGUGCUGGCGCCGCUGGCGCUGGCGGGCGCGGAGACGGCAUACGACGUGGCGGCGCGGGUGAAGGGCGGUGGCAUGAUGGGCCAGGCGCAGGCCAUCGCCACGGCGCUUGCGCGCGCUCUGUGCGUGCAGCAGCCGUCGCUGGGGGCAACUGCGGGUGAUGGCGGCAACGGCGAGGGGCCGCUGGCGGCUAUGACGCGGUGGGACGGCCGCGUGGUGGAGAGGCAGAAGCCGGGGCAGGCGGGCUCACGCCGUGGCUUCCAGUGGGUCAAGCGCUAGUGGCGUUGUUGGUUUGCUGGCUGGUGGGGCUGGUGCGUGGUGUGGGAUGGCGCGUUAGGCACGUAGGUUGGCAGUGUGGCGGGCUCGCCGGGAGUGUACGUGGCGCUGGCGCAUGGAGAUGCGUUGUUGGGGCGUAUUUAAUGCAUCGCACUAGUGGCAUGUAUGUGACGGGCAGAUACUUGUUCGGUUCGGGUAGGCGCAUGCCCGCGUCAUGCCGGGUGGCUGUGUGAAGCGGCUGCGUGCGGUCCAGGCGGAACAUGGGAACAUUGACGUGUGCAGACACUUGGCGAGGCUCGGUGUGCACUACGAGUUACCACCUGCCUUGGCUUCAGGAUUCGUCACAACCUGACAUGUUAUGAGAUGUUACAAACGGAAUGAAGAAGCGAUUUGCCAGGUCUAUUACCGGCAGGGUUGAUUACCGGUAAACAGCCAUCAGCAUCUUGGCCGUAGACACGGCGCGCUCAUGCGAUAACAAUCUACGUGCGUAAUCCUUGUGCGGCUAGCUGUUAGGCCAACUACCCUUCCCCAUAUUAUUUCGCCACCCAACUGGUCAGCAAGGGCGAAAUCACCGAAAUGUUCCUACCAACACCCGCUAUCACCGUCCAACCACCACCAGCCUUCCGUGCAGCGCUAGUGCCGCGGCGUUUCCCUCAAAACGAUACUGUACAACCUCCUGGGGGUCACAUGGAAGACGGUACAUGGCGCAUUGCUCCCGGAGCCACUACGCUACGAAUUAAUGGGGGGCCCCAGCAGCGACAUUGAAUGGGUCGCAGACCGCAGACCGCCUCGCAGUUCCACAGCGGCGCCCAUGCCCCAUACGAGCGAUUCAUGGUGUUUGCGGCGUCCGUGCCCACCUAAUACGGUACAGGUACACCGCACCGGCAGGGUGCCCCGCUAUCCACAGCUGGCUGCAAUAGCUUAUGGAGCCCAUA